This is a messenger RNA of Dioscorea cayenensis subsp. rotundata (Guinea yam), 431 nucleotides long. RefSeq lists its product as uncharacterized. Bases 80 to 277 code for a protein of 65 amino acids. Lineage: Eukaryota; Viridiplantae; Streptophyta; Magnoliopsida; Dioscoreales; Dioscoreaceae. The record is from RefSeq and is a predicted model, not a curated record. The transcript has 3 exons.
ACGGCACUCUGAGUCUUUCGUCAUCCGGAUCCGCAUUGGCGAGGCUGCGAGUGCGAGUGGUGAGUGGGAGAAGGAGAAGAUGGCGAUCAUGGCGAAGCUCAGGGUAUUCGUCAUCCAAGAGCCCGUCGUUGCGGCCUCCUGCCUCAUCGCUGGCUUCGGUCUUUUUCUUCCUGCUGUGGUUAGGCCUAUCCUGGACUCCUUGGAAACAUCCCAGCAAGCUCCUCGACCAGCUCUAAGUGGUGUUGUUGAUGGUAGGACUGCCAAGAAAGGUGACUAAAUUUGAGAUCGGGUAUGAUAAAUCCAUUCUGUAGUUCUCGCUUUCAUUUUUUCUAUUAAAAGUCUAUGAAGCGAACAUCAUGAAAAAUAAAACUGUUGUAUGAGUUACUGUGUUAUUAACGAAAAAAGUAUUUAUGCCAUUACGCUUAGUGCAA